CUACAGUGCUCUUGUGCUCCUUCCUACCUCGCUUCGGUCGUGCUUCGGGCGGCGCGACUCCCUCAAGUGAACAAAUUGUUAUCAUCUAGGCUGUAUCUCCACCAUACCCCCUACAUAUCUACCUCAAACAUAGAAGACAGCGACGCGCAGACCUCUUCGAAUCCGAUUAGACAACCAGCGUAUCUAUGCAGCCCUCUCGCAGCUCGAACCAGUUCCCCACCACUCAAGAUCGACACGGAGACAGUCAUGACCAGCAACUGCAGCCACAGACGCCACGACCACGGGCAGAGGGUGCGAUAGCGCGGACGGUGUCGGAGGGGAGCACGACGGGGAAGCGGAAGGCGGACGAGGUGGACUCGGGCACACCCCCGGACAAGAAGGAACACAAAACCACCUUUGCAGCGGACAACCGACCGCACAGACAAAGCGGGACGUCUGCCACUGCCUCUACAGCUCCUUCAUCCUACACGCGCAAGCGAGCACGACUGUCCAAUGCAUCAUCCCCCGACGCUCGCUUGCGCCCACGGGCCGAACGCAGCCCCGGGCACCGCCAACACCAGCACCAAUCCUCUCCUUCGCCCUCCCCCCGCGCGCACGUCCACCGCCAGCACUCCUCCCACGGCCGCCACGACUCGACCGCCAGCCGCGGCAGCCGACGCAGCACCGGCCCAGGGGGCACCAUGCCCUUCGCCGCCAUCUUCGAGCCGCCGCAGGAAGCGAGCCUGCGCCCGCCUUCGCGCGCCACCCGCCCGCCCUCCCGCGCGCCGUCCUCCGUCCGCCGGCACGUACCCAGCGUGCACCGCGCGCCGUCACGCAUCUCGCGCAGCAGCAUGAUCUCGGGGUCCUCCAUCCCGAUAUCCGCGCUCGUCGCGCCGAGGGCGCCGUCCGUGUCCAUCGCGUCGCAGAGCCGGCACUUCCAUAUGCGGGAUCCGCACCGGCCGCCGCGCGUGCACUCGACGCCGUGGUCGCUCUCCUUGCCCUCACCUGGGGACGACGAGUACCCGAGGUGGCAGCCGUGGAAGGGGGAGGGGGCGAGCCCGAUCCAGGCGUGGAUAUUCUUCGUGUCCUUCGUGCUGUUCCCAUUGUGGUGGGUUGGCGGCUUUGUGCUCAAGGUCCCGAAGACGCGGCGCAUAGGCGACACCGCGGACCUCGAGAAGGGGAAGAUGCCGGAAGCAGGGACGCACUCCAGGGACGAUUCCGUCGUCCUGGACGACCCGCAAGUCGAGCAUGAUGCACGCACCUGGCGCACUCGAUGUCGGAUAAUGGCCGUCGUCUCCCUCUUCACCUACGUCCCCUUCAUCGUCUGCAUUGCCGUCUUCGCUCCUCACUAGCCCGACCCGCCCGCUGGAUCCUCACGCGUUGCCCAACGUUAUGCUCUUCGUGCAGCAUUAGCCUCCCGCCGAGUUGCACGACGUUAUCCUCUUCCUUCCCGUCCGGUCUUCCUGCCGCCUGCCGCCCGCCCGCGUACGGACGAUCCGCCGUGUCCAUAAUAUGGCUCCCGCCCGCCCAGAGACGCUGUAUCGCACAGAGACACUGUAGCCGCUCCAGAUUGCUGUAGCCGCUUCGCAUCGAUAUCGCUGUAUCGCCUCGACUCGCUGUAGCCGACGAGAGUCGCUGUAGCCGCCUGCCAGACCGAAGGUCCCACACCAGCACUGUACUACACUCGCGUAUAAUGUCGCUGCUCGAGGUUAGCGACCAAGCUAGAUUACCUCGCCAUUCUUUUGUGCCUCUACUGUCCUUUUUGAGAACAAUGAAGCUAUGUUGUAUUAGUGAUGUGGG
This is a messenger RNA of Schizophyllum commune H4-8, 1779 nucleotides long. RefSeq lists its product as uncharacterized. The record is from RefSeq and is a predicted model, not a curated record. The transcript has 4 exons. The coding region runs from base 186 to 1331 and encodes 381 amino acids. Lineage: Eukaryota; Fungi; Basidiomycota; Agaricomycetes; Agaricales; Schizophyllaceae.